Molecule: messenger RNA, 549 nt
Organism: Metarhizium robertsii ARSEF 23
Lineage: Eukaryota; Fungi; Ascomycota; Sordariomycetes; Hypocreales; Clavicipitaceae
Product: Monothiol glutaredoxin-related protein
Exons: 1
Coding region: 1-549 (182 amino acids)
Source: RefSeq, a predicted model, not a curated record
AUGUUUUCCCGAAGCGUUGCGUCUGUACGUACACGAGCCACCGCUGGCAACUCCCACCCAGCGUCCCUCUGCAAUCCGCCAUGGCUAACCUCCGCACCUCGCCAGAGCUUGCUGCGACGAGCUGCCCGGCCAGCCGUCCGCGCGCCCAUCUCCUUCCGAGCGCCCAUCUCGCCCCUGACGCCCUCGCAGGCGCGCCUCCUCUCGGACGCGACCCGCUCGGCCAUCGACAAGGCGGUCGCGUCGGCGCCCGUGGUGCUCUUCAUGAAGGGCACGCCCGAGACGCCCCAGUGCGGCUUCUCCGCCACCGUCAUCAAGAUCCUCGGCAUGCAGGGCGUCAACCCGGACAAGUUUGCCGCCUUCAACGUCCUCGAGGACGCCGAGCUGCGCGAGGGCAUCAAGGAGUACUCGGACUGGCCGACCAUUCCGCAGCUCUACGUCGACAAGGAGUUUGUCGGCGGCUGCGACAUCCUGCGCACCAUGCACACCAACGGCGAGCUGGCCAAGUUUUUCGAGGACAAGGACGUUUUGGUCAUGGAGGGCGAUGCGUAA